Pantherophis guttatus is the source of this 2369-nucleotide messenger RNA. Its product is annotated as vomeronasal type-2 receptor 26-like. Gene Ontology annotation, biological process: G protein-coupled receptor signaling pathway. The record is from RefSeq and is a predicted model, not a curated record. Lineage: Eukaryota; Metazoa; Chordata; Lepidosauria; Squamata; Colubridae. Gene Ontology annotation, molecular function: G protein-coupled receptor activity. Gene Ontology annotation, cellular component: plasma membrane.
AUCUCUUUGUUUUUCUCCUUGUUUUCUUUUUUUAUCUCUUUGUAGUGUGACCAUUUGAUAAAGAAUACAACUUCUCAUUCCAGUGAAAUGCCAAUAAACAAUCAACAUAUACUCUCCUUAGUAUAUGCAGUAAAGGAGAUCAAUAGGAAUCCAAAAAUCUUACCAAACAUUAGCCUUGGAUUCCACAUCUCUAAUAGCUAUAUUGAUGCAAGGAUGAUAUAUCUGAAUACUUUGAAGCUUCUAUCCAGCCAAGAAAGGACUAUCCCUAAUUAUAGCUGUGAAAAACGGAAUAUGUUACCAGUUGUCAUUGGAGAAUCUGACUCCGAAAACUCACUUCUGAUGGCCAACAUCUUAAUCGCUUACAAGAUUCCACAGUCCUCCAGAUUUAGGCUGAAACCAAGGACAGAUAAAGCGGGAGUGGACUUUCUGAAUCUAGAUCCUUGGAAGCUGCAUCAUUUCCUGAGCAGAAUCUCAUUUAACAACAGUGUUGGGGACCAUGUGUCUUUCAAUGAAAAUGGUGAAUUAAGAUCCGGUUAUGACAUAACAAAUUUGAUUGGUUUUCCAAACAAAUCCCAUUUAAAUAUCAAAGUUGGAAGGAUUGAUCCAGAGGCUUCACCCAACAAACCAUUCAUUAUUAAUGAAGAUCUUAUCGUAUGGCACAAAGAGUUUAAGAAGGUGCCACCAUCUGCUGUCUGCAAUGAAAACUGUAAUCCAGGUUACAGCAGGAAAAAGCAGGAAGGGAAGCCAUUUUGUUGCUAUGACUGUAUUCCAUGUCCAGCUGGAAAGAUCUCAGAUCAGAAAGAUAUGGAUGACUGUUUCAAGUGUCCAGAAGAUCAGUACCCUAACAGAUCUCAAGAUAAAUGCCUGACAAAAAGUUUAAACUUUUUGACUUAUGAUGAAGCUUUGGGUAUCAGUUUAGCCCUUUCAGCUUGUUCUUUUGCUCUGCUCACAACUGCAGUGCUUGGAAUCUUUAUUAAGCAUAGAAAUACCCCCAUUGUCAAAGCCAACAAUCGGGAACUCUCUUAUCUUCUCCUAAUUUCCCUUCUUCUUUGCUUCCUCUCUUCAUUGCUAUUUAUCGGCCGUCCUGGGGAAGUGAUUUGCCCUUUACGACAAAUAGCUUUUGCUAUCAUUUUCUCAAUAGCUAUCUCUUGUGUAUUAGCAAAAACCAUCACUGUAGUUCUGGCUUUUAUGGCCACUAAGCCAGGAUCAGCUAUAAAGAAAUGGAUAGGAAAAAGGUUGUCAAAUUACAUUGUCCUUUUCAGCUCCCUAAUUCAGAUAGGAAUUUGUAUUUCCUGGCUUUGUAUAGCUUGCCCUUAUCCAGAUAUGGACAUGAUCUCCUUAACUGAAGAAAUUAUACUUGAGUGUAACAAAGGUUCAGUUGUUAUGUUUUAUUGUAUUCUGAGCUAUCUAGGAUCUCUGGCUAUUGUCAGCUUUAUUAUGGCUUUCCUGGCCAGGAAGUUGCCCAAUAGUUUCAAUGAAGCCAAAUUCAUCACUUUCAGCAUGUUAGUAUUUUGCAAUGUUUGGAUAUCUUUUGUUCCAACAUAUCUAAGUUCAAAGGGAAAAUAUAUGGUGGCUGUUGAAAUCUUUGCUUUACUGAGUUCCAGUGCUGGAUUACUUGGUUGUAUUUUCCUCCCCAAGUGUUACAUAAUUGUCCUGAGGCCUGAACUGAAUAAAAAGGACCAUCUAAUAAGGAAAAAUAUGGACUGUGGAAAAUGAUUAUAAGAAACUUAAUUUAAAAAAUGGAAGAUUCAAGAUUUCUAAUCUAGCUUGACCUUUGUCUGCUUGGUGGAUCAGAUUAAUUUGCCAAAUGAAAAGACUGAGAUGCAUUCAAAAGUGAAAGACAACAAAAUAAUUGUCUCAGAGUUAAAUUCAGUAUUUUAUGAAGACAUUGUUUUCUGGUUUGUAUAAUAAAGUUUACUUGGUUAAAGUGGUUGGCUUCUAACUAAUUCCUGAAGCUUCCUCAGGUGUAAGAUAAUAGAUGUGGUCCACAAAAUAUGAAAAAGAUGUACAGUGUAUCUGUAUAAUAUUGUUUUAUGGUUUGGUUUGUUAUUGUUUAUUUUAUGUGAUUUCAAUGUAGUGCAAAAGUUUAUUUAUGAUAACAGCUCUCCUCAGGCAACAUUAACUAUGGAGAAGGAACAAGGAUUAGAACUUCAACAAGUGUUCUCCCAAUCUUUCCAUGUUGAAAUAGAUUAUCUGAAAGGAAAUUGUAUUAAUGCAUAUUAAUUAACUAUGUUCAUCCAAAAGCACUAUUAACCUGAAAAGGAUCCACAAGGAAAAGAUAUUAAUUUUUUUCAAUUUUCUCUUAAUUGACUCAUGUCAUUUUGUCACAAGAAUUACAAUCCAAGUUAAAUAAAUAAAGGAAAGAAAUA